GCCAGUAGAAUUAGCGGAAAAUGACCCCAAACUUUUAAAUAAAUUCGGCCUAGCCAAAUUUUGCACCAUUUGAUUCAUAAAAAUAUAAGAAAUUUUUUAAUAUUUGCCUGCAUGCUCUAAAACUUAUGCUCAUUUCAGAAAAUGCGUUUGAAAAAUUUUUCAUACAUUUUUCCAUAGAAGCCAUCGAAGCCAUUGAACGAACAUGCGACGUCGCUGAAUUUCGUGUUCCGAAAAAGUAUGAUUUGACAGUUGAGAAUUUUCGAGUAAAUAUUUUCAUUUUUGUGGGGAUUUUUUUUUGUGAAAUAAUGUGUGUUUACUUAUUAUUUCUGCAUUAUCUCAUGUAGGAAGUACUUUUUUUAAUCCUCGUUAUAAUUUGUUGAGUGGAAAUUGUAAAAACUAUAGUAUUUUAUGUGGUUUGUGGGGUUUGUGUGAGCAAUUUCUUGGAACCCCCCAGUGACGUCACUUGUUCGUUCAAUGGCUUUGAUGGCUUCUAUGGGAAAAUGUAUGGGAAUAUUUAAACGCAUUUUCUGAAAGGAGCAUAAGUUUUAGAGCACUCCAGUAAGUAUAAAAAGGUUUCUUAUAAUUCUCUGAAUCGAAUAGUGCAAAAUUUGGUUAGUCCCGAUUUAUUUGUAGGUAAUUUUACAUCUCAGCUGGCCUAUUAUCGGGGUUUAUGGAAUUUGUCUUAAAAAAUUUCUCAUUGAAGAAUAUUUUUAGUUUGCUCUCAGAGUUCUCUGUGCCAACAAGUCCAAAUUAAAAUUAUGCCAAUUGUAAUAUUAGGCUUUAAAUAAAGCUCUUCAGUGCUUUUUUUUUUAAAUUUCUAAUCAUGGCAAUGAAAUUACAAGUUAUUGUUAGUGCAAUCAUAGUGGUUGUUUGCCUGAUCUAUCCCAACCAAGGAUUACUUCAGGAUGUUUCCUGUGACAAAGCAUUGAGCGAUUCAAUCAAUUGUGUCUUUACGAACUUAAAAAGUAACGAAAUAAAUUUCAAAGGCUCUACAAAAAACUUUGAAUCUCUAACAUUCAAGAACUGCAACUUAACAAAGUUUCCAACAACUUUAUUCAAAACUUUUACUAAACUGACAAGGAUGGACUUAUCCAUGUCCCAAGUCCGCCAACUUAAUGAAAAAGCAACACUAAAUGGCGCAAAAAAUCUCAAAAUUUUGGAUUUAUCACAGAACAAUCUUGAAAAAAUUGAAGAUUUUGUGUUCAGCGAAGGAAAAGAGUUGAUGGAGCUUCACCUGUCACGAAAUAAAAUAAUUUCUGUGGCUCUCAAUGCUUUUUCUGGGCUCGAUAAGCUUAUACGUCUUGACUUGUCGUUUAACGCACUAAAAAUGCUGCAGGGAGAAGUAUUCUCAGGAUUGACGACACUCAAAUUCAUCUAUUUGAACGAUAACCGUCUAGAAAACUUUAUAUUUGACUUACGUGAUAUGAAAAAUUUUACGGAAUUCAAUAUCAGUCACAAAUUAUCUACGGUAGCUCCCUAUAUCAAACACAAAAACAGAGUUAAAAAAUCCUUGACUUACAUUUCAGCACCUUAUAGAGGCUCGGAUAAUAGCCCAAAAAGGAUUAUUGAAAGCCACAAUAAAUUCAGUAUGAUUAGUGUUGAGGCCGAUGUAGGAAUCAAAACCAUGGACUUUUCUAGGAAUCUACUGAGAGAUCUUGAGGACAUCACAAAGAUUCAAACUCUACAAAAUCUGUAUCUGUCUGAGAACCCACUUUCACCACUGCAACUCUCCACAUUUACCUUCUUGGAUGAUCUUCAAACACUACAUCUACGUUCAACAGGAAUCUCUCUGGAUGACAACUACUUUACAACACAAAAGAAAUUAAAUUUCUUGGAUAUUUCAGCAAAUGGACUGACCUCUCUUGAUCUAAGGAACUUAAAAUCACUCACAAAUCUUCAAACACUCUACCUGCAUGAGAACAAUUUAACGAAGCUGGAAAACGUUGAGGAUAUAAAUACGAUCUUACCAAGCUUAUCUACUAUCACCCUAUUCAAGAACAAUUUCGGCUGCUUCUACAACAUCUUAAUGCACGAAUUACUUGUAAAUUUAAAAAUAGAAAUAUACGAUGGUUUCAAAAUCAUCGAAAAACAAGAGGAUUUAAAUAAUAUGAGAGUCAACUGCAAUGAAAUUAAUCAAUUAGGACCUAGGAAUCUGGAACAAGCUAUGUUUUUUAAACAAAUUACUAAUUAUUUGGAUAAGUACUUUCAAGAUCAAUUAACCAAAAGUACCCAAAAUAUCUUAAACUACUUUCAAAAUGAAAGGUCUAAAACAGAUGAAAUCAUUUCGAAGGCUAUCAAUGAUUUGAUGGAACAACAAAAUAAAACGGAAGGGAAAUUUAUAUCCAAAAUCAAUGAUUUGAUGGAACAGCAAAACAAAACGGAAGAAAAAUUAAUAUCCAAAAUCUAUUCAAUGGAAAAGAAAUUAGAAAUAAAAAUGGAAAAUCAAUUUUUAAACUGUAAAAACAUUUCAAGCAUUGUAAGUAAAUCUAUGGAGCAACAAAAAGUAGAAGAAAAAAAAUUUUUGAACCAAAUUAACUCCAAUAAUAAUAAAUACAAAGACAUUCUAAAUAAAGUUAAAGAUCUUACUGGACAAGUGUCCUUUCUUAAAAACAUGAUUACAACAAAUCAGACACGGCUAAUAAAAAUUAUGGAAGAUAAAUUCUUGAACCUUGGUAAUCAAUAUACUAAGAACAUUUUUAAUCUCACAAAAACCUUAGAAGCAGAAGGAUCUAAAACCAGAACAGAUGUGAUUGCACAUCAAAACAAAAAGGAACAAGAUUUAAUGAUCCAAAUUAAUUCCAAUGACAAAGAAUACAAAGAAUUAGUUAAAGAAGUGAAAAAUCUUACUGAUCAAGUGUCUUUUCUCAAAAAUAUAAUUUCGACCAUUUCGGCAAAACAGUCACAAUUAGAAAAAAAUAUGAAUGAACAAUUUGUAAUAUAUAAUAAGAAUUAUGAGAAUCUUGAAAAGAUUUUGCAAACAGAAGUAUCUAAGACCAUUGAGAAUACUAAAAACCAGAACAAAAUGGCCGAAGAUUUAAUGUCAGAAAUUAAAUUUGUUAAAAAAAUGUUUGAAGAGGAAUUUCAGUUGCAGAAUUCCGAAGAACCAAAGAGUACUUUGAAUUUUAUUGGGGAUUUUUUUAAUAUCACAAGGGAACUAUUUCAGGCAUUUUUUGGAGUUUAACUGAUUAUCCACGUUCAUUUUAUUAUUGCUCAAUUUAUGCUGUUUAAUUUUGUAAAGGCAGUUUCUCUUGGCUAAUAUGGAUAAUUUAAUCAAUAAAAAUAUUAGAUACCUACCUAUUAUUGCUUCUGAAAUAAAUAAUUCUAUAUCUUAAAUGUAAAAA
Molecule: messenger RNA, 3341 nt
Organism: Lutzomyia longipalpis
Lineage: Eukaryota; Metazoa; Arthropoda; Insecta; Diptera; Psychodidae
Product: repetitive organellar protein-like
Exons: 2
Coding region: 824-3181 (785 amino acids)
Molecular function (GO): protein binding
Source: RefSeq, a predicted model, not a curated record